ACUGGGGUUACCAUAGGCAGGGUUCGUGUCAAGCUGGCCUGGGCGCUGCUAUGUCCAAGAACGGUGAGAGGCUCUUCAUCGGGGCGCCAGGAAGUUGGUACUGGCAAGGCCAAGCGUUUUCACAGCCGUUGAACAGUCGCGCGAGAAUAAUGUUCACGAAGGAAGGGCCGGCCACUGAGGACGAUAGCUACAUGGGUUACUCUGUCACGACCGGGGAUUUUAUUGGAAACGGUGACAGCGGCACCGCCGUCGGUGUACCCCGUGGCUCCGAUCUUCUCGGCAAAGUGAUACUUUUUACCUCGAACAUGACGAAUCCUCGUAACAUUACUGGAGAACAAAUGGGAGCUUAUUUCGGUUACGCCGUUGCUUCCGGCGAUAUCGAUGGCGAUGGAUCAGACGAUCUUAUAGUUGGUGCGCCUAUGUACACGGUACCAGAUAACCCGGAAAUGACCAUCGAGACCGGAAGGGUGUACGUGUUCUAUCAAGGCGCUGGAGCUGAAAAAUUCCGUAAAGUCGACUCCAGGGACGGGGAGAGCAACCGUGGACGAUUCGGCUUGUCACUGGCCUCCCUGGGGGACAUCGACCGUGACGGUUAUGGUGACUUCGUGGUGGGUGCUCCUUAUGGUGGUCUACGUGGUCACGGUGCUGUCUACAUUUACCACGGUUCACCAACCGGCGUAUUGGAAAAAUAUUCCCAGGUGAUAUACGCUGAAAAUCUCGACGUGCCUGUGAACACUUUCGGUUUCUCCGUGGGCGGUGGCCUCGAUCUCGAUGGGAAUCGUUAUCCGGAUUUAGUUGUCGGCGCCUAUGAAUCCGGCUUUUUACCUGUCAUCAAGAUGGACUCGUACGUGUCGUUCGAUUUGGAGUCGAAGCUGAUCUCGUUGGACGAUAAGAACUGUACAUUGUCGGAUGGAAGCAGAGUCACGUGUCUUCCGUUGAGGGCUUGUUUUAAAUACACGGGAGAAGGUGUGUUCUCCAAGCACAGUUUUAACAUUCAGUACGUUCUGGACGUGAAGAAGACGAAGAGCCCGAGGCUGUUCUUCUUGGAGCUGGAAGGAAGGAACACGAUGAAUCGGACCAUCAAGGUGGAUCGGGAUCAACAAUUUUGCCGCACCGUUCAGGUGUACGUGACGCCCAACAUUCGCGACAAGCUUACAUCCCUGGACGCUGAGAUGCGGAUGAGCCUGGAGGAAGAGCGCUUCGACGACAAUCGACCAAGAGACCCGAGGCUCGCGUUACGACCCAUUCUCGGCUCGACGACGUCCAGGAAGGACUCUUUGUCCAUCAGGAAGAACUGCGGUUCCGACAACGUGUGUAUCCCCGAUCUCCAGAUGAACGUGACGUCGAACGUGCACAAGUACCUGUUGGGCUCUGGCAAACGUCUGGAGCUAGACGUGUACGUGCAGAACAUCGGCGAGGACGCGUUCGAGGCGACGUACAACUUGAAACUACCAGCCGGUAUCGAUUACAUCAAGGUGGAGAAGAUCGAGACCAUGGGAGUACCUGUGCAAUGUUCCGCGCCGAAACAAUCGAACAACAACACUCUUCGUUGCGACAUCGGCAAUCCGUUGCAGAAAAAUCGAUUGGUCAAGUUCAAGGUGUUGUUGCAACCAGUUACGUCACACGGGAUGAAGCCGAUCUACGAGUUCGAGAUGGACGUGAACACUACGAAUCCGGAGAAUCUGUACACUACCGGAGACAAUACGUACAGUUUGAAACUGCCGAUUUGGAUCGAGACCGAUCUACGCGUGGACGGAGAGAGCAAACCGAAAGAUUUGUACUAUAAUCCGGAUAAUUAUACCAGUGAUACGAACGCUACUACCGAGGCAGAGUUUGGACCAGCUAUGACGCAUAAUUAUACCAUUCGGAAUCAAGGUCCGUCGGAGGUGAUCGAGGCGGAAGCUUUUCUCAUUUGGCCCGCGCAAACUUUGGCGGGAAAUGAGCUGUUGUACUUGUUGGAGCAACCGGAGACCAACGGACCGAUCGCUUGCGAGCCUGCUAAUGCUAAUUAUCUUAGCCUCAAGCUGGACCAACGCAGAAGAGUGUUCUCCCAUCACUCAGACCCAUCCGGAGUGAUUCUGGACGAGUCCCAUUCAGGUCGAACGAUCAACGUGCAACGCGGAUUCGACAUAGACCGAAACAAGCUAACCCAGAAAGAAGAGGCAGAUAUCAACAGCGGCGACAGUUCGAACAUCCAGAAAUCUCGUCACUCCUCCUCCUCGUCGAACGUGGUCACCAGCGAGACCAGAAGAAUACAGUUAUCCGGCACCGGGGACAAACCAGACGUUCUAAUCACAACCUACACGCAGAACAACUCCGGCACCGGGUCGAUCAACGCCGGAGACCUGACUGCUGGCAACAGAGGAAUGGUUUUUCACGCGGAAUCCGGCGGUUCCGGGGACACGGGCAUUCUAGGCGGUGGUUUUCGGUCGAGUGACGGCAGUAGCCUGGGCACGAGAGUGACAGGCCUCGAGGAAGAAGACUACAGAACCCGCGUGAAUCAUUCUCAAACCUUGGAUAACCGCUGGGGCGAGACCGGUGUCUCGAAAGGUCGCACGUCUGACGGCGAUCAGAACGAGAGCGAGGAGUCCAGGAGGACGUACCAGGAGUUGUUGAGGCAGCAAGAGCAGAUGCAGCGAAAAUGGGAUGAGGAACGUCUGUAUUAUCACAGGAGGCAGGAGGAAGAGGUGAGGAGGCAGCAGGAGGAGGAACGAACGAGGCAAGGGGAAGAGGCGAGGAGGAGGCAGCACGAGGAGGACCGAAGAAGACAAAAGGAAGAGGAGAUAAGGAGGCACCGAGAAGAAGAGGAGACGAGAAGGCAACUGGAGGAAGAGCGAAGGAGAACCAAGGAAGAGGAGUACAGGCUCGAGCAAGAGAGACGUUACAGCAGUACUUCUGGAGGAUAUCGCGGUGCGGAUGGAGAACUGAUCACCGGUGAUCGAGAGGAGACCGUUCGAGGAGGAGACUACGGGCUUCAGCUGCGCAACGUCAGCUCGACGCAGGAGUUGGAGCGGAUAUUUGGAUCCCUGUCGAAGUCGACGGACGGUUACCAGUUGUACGACAGACAGGGCAAGCAUUACGUUCAGUUCAUGGGGAGAUUCAGAACGUCUGCCGACGGAAGAGAGUACAUAGAGUUCCAGGACGGUUCUAUGUUCCCUCUUCAGAACCGUCUCGGAGGGCAGAGCUACGUUUCCGAGUCCUCGGAGCCUAGAGACAGCAGGUUCUUGAGAAUAGAGGGCGAACUUCUGGUCGAUUCGACCGCCAAAGGGUUCAUCGUGCUGAAAGACGGUCGCAGAUUCCCGCUGCAGGGCUCCUUCAGCUACACCGAGGAGCGAACCUACACUUUGGGUCCUAGCAGAGGCCAGCAAGCAGGCAGAGCUGGCAACGACUACGAGACGAAGAGUUACAGCAAAUCUUGGAACGAAGAUUCGAGCCAGGCUGGCGACGUAGAGAGGGACUACGAGUCUAGGUACAGCAGCACUCACGAGGAGAAGAGAAUGGAGGAUAGAAAAGUGACCAGCAGGGUUUACGGAAGGGAGAAUCGCGAGAUCGAGGAAGAUUCUAAGAAGGAGAGCGGUAGAAUUAAGAGGGAGAGCGACAUGAUCGACGUGAAGCAGUUCAAGAAGUUCGAGAAGCUUCACAGAAGACCCAGAGACCUGGAGAACGAUCCUAUAACGGGUGAAAGCGAUUUCGCCGGCGAGACGGACUAUGAGAACGAUCCGAGAGCUCAGGGACCGGUUGGUCCUUGCGAGACGGCCAAAUGCGUCAUGCUCAGAUGCGUUUUAGGCCCGUUGAAGAAGGAUCAGGAGGUUUGGAUCGCGGCUAGAUACAGGGUGGACGCGAGGACACUGAAGAAGGUGGCUCUGCAGGAAAAAGUCAGGGUCUCGACGAAAUUGGUGGCUCAAGUGACCAAGCAGCCGUUCAUAGGCACACCUGCCGAACAGGUGAUCAAGAGCCACGAAAUUAAGACGAACGUCGAGCCAAGUUCGACGCCAUCUGCGCCGGAUGUUAUUCCUCUGUGGGUCGUGGUGCUCUCUGCCUGUGCUGGAACGAUCAUACUGCUGUUGCUUAUUUUCCUGCUUCACAAGUGCGGGUUCUUCAAGAGGAAUCGACCGUCGGACGCGCCAGAGAGGCAGCCACUGAAUAGGAACGGCCAUUUCCCGCAGUGUGACGAUCACUGAAAACCAAACGAAGAGUCGAUCAGUGGAGAAGAUCCAUUUGAAAAAUUUUCGAACGAACAAGCCAGAAAGUGCCUUAAAUCCUCCUCGAGUAUCGCGAAGGAACGAAACUAUGCACUGGUUGGAUCGUAUAGCUCGUUGUAACUGUAACACAGUUCCCGUGAACGAGCAAACGAGACUAAUUUGUAAUUAACAAAAUCGCGAGUGCCUUUAUCUCUAAGCGAAGAACAAGGAAAGAGCUACUCGGAUGAAAAAAUAACGCGAUGUUAACGCGAGGAGGUUCUUCAGCGAUUCUUUUUUCUACUGCCAUUGAAUACUCCUUCCAGCUCCUGCAGCUCGACCAUGCAAGUUUCUAGUCAGGAGACGUUUUGAUUAUUAUUGUAUUUUUUUUUUUUUUUUUUAAUUACCUGUAAUUUACUUAAGCCGCCCUUUCGUCGACAGCAGCGAGCACAGAUCGUCUCGAUGCUUUUUUUCAAGGCUGAAAAAAUUGUCUCCAGAAAUGUCUUGCUAUUUAUAUACAAUGAGUAGAUUGUACUUCUUCUUCUAUUUUUGUUUUUUACAUCAAUCGGAAUUUAUUCACGACGUUUCCUUUCUCGAGGGAAACGUCUCGUAUCGGAGAUUUCUGCGAAGAUAAGGAGAUCGA
Messenger RNA from Habropoda laboriosa, 4821 nucleotides. It is a transcript of the gene if, whose product is annotated as integrin alpha-PS2-like. The record is from RefSeq and is a predicted model, not a curated record. Lineage: Eukaryota; Metazoa; Arthropoda; Insecta; Hymenoptera; Apidae. Gene Ontology annotation, molecular function: integrin binding. Bases 51 to 4181 code for a protein of 1376 amino acids. Gene Ontology annotation, cellular component: external side of plasma membrane; integrin complex. Gene Ontology annotation, biological process: cell-matrix adhesion; cell adhesion mediated by integrin; integrin-mediated signaling pathway. The transcript is spliced from 8 exons.